Molecule: messenger RNA, 2082 nt
Organism: Metopolophium dirhodum (rose-grain aphid)
Lineage: Eukaryota; Metazoa; Arthropoda; Insecta; Hemiptera; Aphididae
Product: acetyl-coenzyme A transporter 1-like
Exons: 10
Coding region: 310-1893 (527 amino acids)
Cellular component (GO): membrane
Molecular function (GO): acetyl-CoA transmembrane transporter activity
Source: RefSeq, a predicted model, not a curated record
GUAUCGUUCCUACAUCAAAUAGGCACUGGUUAUAAACCUUUCAGUCUAACGUAGAACUUUGACCGUUCGUCGUCGUACACACUAUUAUACCUUCCUCGGCCCAUCUAAAGAUCGCGGGAAUUAAUAUUUACAUCAAUAAUUGCAUCGUUGCCAGGAUGUUUGAUAAAUCGAGCGACGGAUAAUAUUAUAAUGUCUUAAAUAUUUUUACGUUUUAAAUUUACCUACAUUACCUAUCACCAAUACGUGUUCGCUAGUCAAAUUUACAAAUCAAAUCGUUAACGGCCAAGUUCUAUAUUAUAAUAACAAAUUAUGAUCAAAUCAACCAAACACAAAGAUGAACCAGCUGCGGUAUAUGAAGUACCACUCAAAUCUAAGUCAGAAAAACCAAACUUGGACGGAGAUCGGUUGAAUUUAUUCCUAUUAAUAAUACUAUACACUAUACAAGGAUUUCCUAUAGGCGUAUCCACAGCUCUUCCGUUGAUUUUACAGAGUAAAAAGAUGGUUACCUAUGAAGAUCAAGCAGCAUUUAGUAUGGCAUUAUGGCCUUAUAGCAUUAAACUCUUAUGGGCUCCAAUUAUAGACGCACUCUAUAUAAGCUCAAUCGGUAGACGAAAAUCCUGGCUAUUACCUCUUCAACUAUUAUUGGGGGUCGCAUUUUUUUAUAUGUCCAUCAACAUGGAUAAUUGGUUGCCCGAGACAGGACGACCAAAUCUCACGAUGAUUGUGCGCAUGAUCUUCGUCAUUAACUUUUUGUCCGCCACACAGGACAUCGCCGUCGACGGUUGGUCGUUAACGGUCUUGAAAAAGAAAAACGUGAGUUAUGCCUCGGUGUGUCCUUCUAUAGGAGUACCAAUUGGCAUGUUCUCGGGUUCGGUUUGUUUUACGUUGCUGGUGUCCGAGGAGUUCAGUGUCAAACAUUUGGGAACUAUUCCCGGUGCAGGCGGAAUUAUGACUAUGAAAAGUUUUUUUAGUAUUUGGGCUAUCAUCAUUUUGGUGGUCACAGUAUUCAUCGGAUUAUUUAAAAAUGAAAAGCAUAAAUUGGAAGAUGGCCACAAGAAAAUCAGCGUAUUUCAGAAUUAUAAACUAUUGUGGGACAUUUUAAAGCUACCUCGUGUUAGAGUAUUGACAAUAGCAUUGCUGACAAUAAAGAUGGGAUCUACCGCUACUGAAUCUGUAACGAACCUGAAAUUAAUUGACGCUGGUAUACCUAAGGAUGACAUUAUGAUGACAACUUCAGUAAUGUAUGUCAUGAAAUUUGUUUUUCCAAUAUUCGUAUGCAAAUAUGUUACGAGUUCAACACCGAUGAGUUACCAUUUAAAAAUGACGCCCAUCAGAUUAAUUUGGGGUAUUGUAUUCUCUGUGUUGGUUUAUUAUACACCAAGUUUAAUAUUCAAAGACGGACAUAUUUCUAUACCUUUAUAUUAUUAUCUUUUAUUAGGAACGGCUACUCUUGUAAACGAGAUGUUGAGUUUAUUUUUGAUGCUGACACUAUUGGCAUUCUUUUGUAAAAUAAGUGACCCCCGUUUUGGUGGAACGUAUAUGACUCUAUAUAAUACAUUUUACUUUUUGGGAUGGUUAAUACCUAAUACUUUCGUUUUGAAACUGAUUGACAUUUUAACUUUCCGCAAGUGUACAAACAAUGUUGAAAAUACCUGUUACACGGACAAUUUAAAAAAUCUAUGCAUUGUGGAUGGAGGAACUUGUGGAAUUUAUGUGGACGGAUACUAUGUAUCAGUAGCCAUAUGUACGGCUAUUGGAUUCAUUUGGUACUUUACUUUUAGAAAUAUCUUAAAAAAUUACCAAUUAGUGGACCUUUAUCAUUGGAUGGUACAUAGUAAAAACCUAAGUAGUAACGGAGAAGUAAAUGAACCAUGCAUUAUGUCUCCAGCGUGAUUUCAAACAGUGGCUAUACUAAAUAUCUGGAAGUCGAACUACAUUUUGAACAUCGUGGUGUAAAUUAAAACAUUUUGGUUUUGCAAUAUAAAAAAAAAAAUCGUUAAUGUACUUAAAACGCAUGUUUAGGCUACUGCAGUGUGUACCUAAUGCUGCAACAAGUCAAAUAAAGUUAUUUUGUUUGAUUAA